This is a messenger RNA of Penicillium griseofulvum, 888 nucleotides long. Its product is annotated as Short-chain dehydrogenase/reductase SDR. Bases 1 to 888 code for a protein of 295 amino acids. The record is from RefSeq and is a predicted model, not a curated record. The transcript is spliced from 5 exons. Lineage: Eukaryota; Fungi; Ascomycota; Eurotiomycetes; Eurotiales; Aspergillaceae.
AUGUCUUCAAUUGCAAAAACUGUCAUUGCGACAGGCACCUCGUCGGGCCUAGGAUUCGAAGCAAUCAAGCAGUUACUCCAACAGGCACAACCAUACAGCUUCAUUCUGGGAGUUCGUGACACGGAGAAGACUCGUGUCGCAUAUGAUGACCUGAAGUUCGAUACUUCAAAGCACAGCGUCUCAAUCUUGCCUCUAGAUCUUUUGAAUCUCAAGAGCGUGCAGUCCUUCGCCAAGCAAGCACUCUCUGAAUUGGGCCAUAGACCAUUGAACUAUCUUUUCCUCAUUGCGGGCCUCGCUAUCGGUGCUGAUGGACCAGGACCUCAUGGCUCGAAAUGGUGUGAAUCGUACAUGGUAAAUCAUCUCGCCCAGCAUUAUCUAACCCACCAAUUUGUUGACGUCCUAUCUGCCUCGCAAUCACGGAUCGUUGUUGUAUCUACGGGUGCAAUUCGCAAUGUGAGAGGAAGCGACCCAGGGACUCUUGAUGUCGACCUGAAAGCAAACUCUGGCGCGAACGCAAAAGUAGUGUACAGCGCAUCGAAAUUCACCCAGCUUCUGGGUGCACACUACUGGCGUCGUACCCUCCCAGAUUGCAAAGUUGUGGCUGUCUCGCCGGGUCUCAUCCCCAACACUAAGCUUGCCCAACAUUCGGGUUUAAGAUUGACGAUGGAUAUGCCCGAUGCCAAGACCGUGCCAGAGGGUGCCCAUAGCAUCCUUCGCGCGGUCACUGCCGAGGAUUUCCCUGAUGACCCGGAACAGAUUUUCUUGACUAGCUGGGGUGAAUGGUGGCCCAAGGAUGUCUAUGCUUUGAGUCUUGAUACUGCGUUGCAAGACAAGUGGUGUUUGAGCAAGGAGGACAUCGAGAAGUCCGAGCCAGUGUUCCAGGAAUAA